Caenorhabditis elegans is the source of this 1054-nucleotide messenger RNA. It is a transcript of the gene spp-7, whose product is annotated as Saposin B-type domain-containing protein. The record is from RefSeq and is marked reviewed. Lineage: Eukaryota; Metazoa; Nematoda; Chromadorea; Rhabditida; Rhabditidae. The transcript has 7 exons. Bases 35 to 991 code for a protein of 318 amino acids.
CCGUUUUCACCGGAUCUCAAACUCUCUUCUUAAAAUGAGAAUUAAUUUAUUUUUCGUUUUUGCCGUGUUAGGUCAGCAAUUUCAAGUCACUUUUACAUAUUUUUGGAACGAAGAACCAGUUGUCAGAGAGAGAGCAUCUCCUUCUCCAAAUGGAAAUACUCCGUCUAACUUGGGAUGUUUCAUGUGCACUCAAUUAUUGUCAGUUACAAAACAUCGAGUUGGUCUAUCGGAGAAUCAAUUGAGAAAUCAAUUAUAUGAGAAAUGUCGAGUACUUCCUUCUGUAUUCAAGGAACAAUGUUUCGCGUUUGUGGAGACCUCACUUCCAGAGAUCUAUUAUUCAAUUAAUUAUGAUAUUUCUUCGAAAGAUGUGUGUGUUCGAAUGAAUUUUUGUGAUGAGAGAAAUCCAUUUGCGAUCGGCGGUCCACUUCCAUCAAUCGAAGCUACAACUCUGUACCCAGAAGAAGAAGCUGAGGAAAUUGAACUUCCGACUACUACAACAAGAAGACGUACUACAACAACUACAACAACUACAACUCCACCACCAACUACUACUACUACAGUACGAACUACAACAGCUUUGACUCGACCAAAUCCAAGUAUUGAGCAAGUGAGAAGAGAAGAGCAUAAUGAUAGAAUUGGACAUAAGAAUGUGUUGGAGAUAAUUAUUCCACCACCGCUUCGUUCAAAAUACAUGUCUCGGAAUACAAUUGUCGAAUCUUCAAGAGAAAAAGUUCCCGAAAAAGAAGAAAUUGACGAGAAACGUCUAACAUGUGCGUUUUGUGAGAGAAUGCUGGAAAAUGCCAAGAAUUAUGCGGUCACUUCAAAAACUGACAUAACCUCAUUUGCCAAUACAGCUUGUGCUUCUCUUGCCAAAGGAACAACAUCUGAUCAAUGUUAUCAGAUGGCUGAUAAGAAAAUCGCAGAACUCGCGAAAUUUGUGGAUCAGCAAGUGGUCGAUGCGUUGUGGUGUGCAGAAUUGAACCGAUGUUGAGUGGAAUAUUUUCAAUUGUGCAUUGUAAUUUUGUUUGAAACGCAAUUAAAGUAUUUUUAAUUU